Molecule: messenger RNA, 1743 nt
Organism: Dromaius novaehollandiae (emu)
Lineage: Eukaryota; Metazoa; Chordata; Aves; Casuariiformes; Dromaiidae
Gene: EHD2
Product: EH domain containing 2
Exons: 5
Coding region: 29-1645 (538 amino acids)
Biological process (GO): endosomal transport; endocytosis
Cellular component (GO): plasma membrane; cytoplasm
Molecular function (GO): protein binding; calcium ion binding; GTP binding
Source: RefSeq, a predicted model, not a curated record
CGCGCCGUCCUCUCGCCGCCGGGCCACCAUGUUCAGCUGGAUGAAGAAGCAGGAGAAGAAGAACCCCGAGGUGAUCCGCACCGUCACCGAGGGCCUCAAGGAGCUCUACAAGAAGAAGCUGCUGCCGGUGGAGGAGUUCUACCGCUUCCACGACUUCCACUCGCCCGCGCUGGAGGACGCCGACUUCGACAGCAAGCCCAUGGUGCUGGUGGCGGGGCAGUACUCCACGGGGAAGACCACCUUCAUCAAGUACCUGCUGGAGCAGGACAUCCCCGGCAGCCGCGUGGGGCCCGAGCCCACCACCGACUCCUUCGUGGCCGUCAUGCACGGCGAGACCGAGGGCAUCACGCCGGGCAACGCCCUCAUCGUCGACCCCAAGAAGCCCUUCCGCAAGCUCAACCCCUUCGGCAACACCUUCCUCAACCGGUUCAUGUGCGCCCACCUGCCCAACCAGGUGCUGGAGAGCAUCAGCAUCAUCGACACGCCGGGGAUCCUCUCCGGGGCCAAGCAGCGCGUGAGCCGGGGCUACGACUUCGCGGCCGUGCUGCAGUGGUUCGCCGAGCGCGUCGACCUCAUCAUCCUCCUCUUCGACGCGCACAAGCUGGAGAUCUCGGACGAGUUCUCGGAGGCCAUCCGAGCCCUCAGGGGCAACGAGGACAAGAUCCGGGUGGUCCUGAACAAGGCCGACAUGGUGGAGACGCAGCAGCUGAUGCGGGUCUACGGGGCGCUGAUGUGGUCCCUGGGGAAGGUGUUCAACACCCCCGAGGUGCUGCGCGUCUUCAUCGGCUCCUUCUGGGCCGAGCCGCUGCUCGUCUCCGACAACCGGCGGCUCUUCGAGCUGGAGGAGCAGGACUUGUUCCAGGACAUCCAGAACCUGCCCCGCAACGCGGCCCUGAGGAAGCUCAACGACCUCGUCAAGCGGGCCCGCCUGGUCCGGGUGCACGCCCACAUCAUGGGGCACCUCAAGAAGGAGAUGCCGUCCGUCUUCGGCAAGGACAACAAGAAGAAGCAGCUCAUCGCCAAGCUGCCGCUGCUCUUCGCCAGGAUCCAGCUGGAGCACCACAUCCCGCCCGGAGACUUCCCCGACUGCGCCCGCAUGCAGGAGCUGCUGCUGGCGCAGGACUUCGGGAAGCUGCGGGGGCCCAAGGGGCGGAUGCUGGAGGCCCUGGAGGAGCUGCUGGGCCGCGACGUGGCCGCGCUGGUGCCGCUGCUGCGGCGAGAGGAGCUGGAGGCGCCCGGGGCGGCGGUGCAGGGCGGCGCCUUCGAGGGCACCCGCCGAGGGCCCUUCGCGGGCGGCGAGGAGGAGGAGGAGGAGGAGGCGGCGGCGGAGGAAGGCGACGAGUGGGUGGUCACCAAGGACAAGCCCAAGUACGACGAGAUCUUCUACACGCUGUCGCCGCUGGACGGGAAGCUGAGCGGCCCCAAGGCGCGCAGCUGGAUGGUGAGCACGCGGCUGCCCAGCUCGGUGCUGGGCCGCAUCUGGCAGCUCAGCGACGUGGACCGCGACGGCAUGCUGGACCACGAGGAGUUCGCCCUCGCCAGCCACCUCAUCGGCGCCAAGCUGCAGGGCCGCCGCCUGCCCGCCGACCUGCCCCCCCGCCUCGUCCCCCCCUCCAAGCGCCGCCACAAGGGCUCCGCCGAGUGACGGGGGGGGGGGGCCCCCCGACCUCCCCCCCCCCCCCAGCCCAUCCCCGUGGCGUCCCGGCUCGCUGCAAUAAACGGCGGCGCCUUCCUUCUGCGGAA